UGCAUAUGGAAAAAUAGUUCACCUCAAUUAUGUGUGGUGGUUUGAUGUAAUAGCGACGUUGAAAUGCGUUCAGCCUGGAACGUAUGAUGUUAUCUGGAGAUUAAAGGUUGAUGAAAGAAACUUUGGCUUGGAUGGGUUAGAUUUUAAGACACAAGUUCUAGUCAAUAGCUACGAGGAAUUAGAUACUCCUGAAACGGUUGUUCAUGAAAAAAACCACGUGGCGGAUUCUAGUUUAUUUAGAAACAUUAAAUCAAAAGGAACCUGGGCCGAGUAUUGCUUACCAUACCAAAUUGAUGUACCUAAAGAAAAGGUUGUUAAUGGAGAAUACGUUUGGUACGACGUUAGAUGUAUUAUAUACAAUCAUGAUGGAUCUCAGAAAAGCGGUGUGCAUAUCGAUUAUGUCAAAUUAUUGCACCAUAAAGAUGGUAGGGAAUACGAAAUCUUAGAGAAUAAUCUUGGUGAGGGGAGCGAUCAAAUUACACAGGAACUUCACGAUCAUGUUAAAAUUUGA
This is a messenger RNA of Acaulospora morrowiae, 511 nucleotides long. NCBI's taxonomy places the organism in Eukaryota, Fungi, Glomeromycota, Glomeromycetes, Diversisporales, Acaulosporaceae. The record is from the annotation of a GenBank genome assembly.